AGCACGUCGGAGGCCUCUCUGGCCCUAUCCAGUCCCUGUUCUUGAUAGUCUUCCGGCAGAAGGGGAUCUCGGAGCCAGAGAGAUGUCGCGCGGAGCUAGGAAGACGUGUCGUGCGGUGACGCUCUGGCCCGACGCCGAAGGCCUCUCUGUGGCUCCCGGAGGACCUAGAGGGCCGAGUAUUGGAGGUUCAGCUUCUCCCUCUGCCCCCAGAUGGCCCUUCCCUGAACCCUACUCAGCCUCUGCCACCUGGAGGCUGCUUUUCCCAGCCGAGAGAUUCAAGUGGCCCAGCGGGUUCGGUUUGAGGGACGUGCAAGGCCAGGCCUGCACCAUGAGGCCUGACUCCUUGUCCAUACCACCUUCCCAUGGCCUCCGAUCCAGGGCCAGGGUCUUACUGAUGUGAUAACACAGCAGAGGGCCUGCAGAUGAAUGGACACCUUGAAGCAGAGGAGCAGCAGGACCAGAGGCCAGAGCAGGACCUGACCUGGAGCUGGGGCCACAGGCCUAGGAGCGCCCUGGACAGGGUCAAGGCCAUGGCCCCCCCACCGCCACUGCCAUUGACCCCCAGCACCCCACUCCUGCAUGGCGAGUUUGGCUCCUACCCAGCCCGAGGCCCACGCUUCGCCCUCACUCUCACACCACAAGCCCUGCACAUACAACGGCUGCGGCCAAAGCCUGAAGCCCGGCCCCGGGGUGGCCUGGUCCUGCUGGCUGAGGUCUCAGGCUGCUGCACCCUGCGGAGCCGAAGCCCCUCGGACUCAGCAGCCUACUUCUGCAUCUACACCUACCCGAGGGGCCGGCGGGGGGGCCGGCGCAGAGCUGCACGCACCUUCCGGGCCGACGGGGCGGCCACCUACGAGGAGAACCGUGCUGAGGCCCAGCGCUGGGCCACUGCCCUCACGUGUCUGCUCCGCGGACUGCCACUACCUGGGGACGGGGAAAUCGCCCCCGACCUUCUGCCAAGGCCUCCCCGAUUGCUCCUAUUGGUCAAUCCCUUUGGGGGGCGGGGCCUGGCCUGGCAGUGGUGUAAGAACCAUGUGCUGCCCAUGAUCUCUGAAGCGGGGCUGUCCUUCAACCUCAUCCAGACAGAACGACAUAACCAUGCCCGGGAGCUGGUCCAGGGGUUGAGCCUGAGCGAGUGGGAUGGCAUCGUCACCGUCUCCGGAGAUGGGCUGCUGUAUGAGGUACUGAAUGGACUCCUAGAACGCCCCGACUGGGAAGAGGCCGUGAAGACCCCCGUGGGCAUCCUCCCCUGUGGCUCGGGCAACGCACUGGCAGGAGCCGUGAACCAGCACGGGGGGUUUGAGCCGGCCCUGGGCAUUGACCUGCUGCUCAACUGCUCCUUGCUGCUCUGCCGGGGUGGCAGCCACCCGCUGGACCUGCUCUCCGUCACUCUGGCCUCCGGCUCCCGCUGUUUCUCCUUCCUGUCUGUGGCCUGGGGCUUUGUGUCAGAUGUGGACAUCCAGAGCGAGCGUUUCAGGGCCCUGGGCAGUGCUCGCUUCACGCUGGGCACGGUCCUGGGCCUCGCCACACUGCACACCUACCGCGGCCGCCUCUCCUACCUCCCUGCCACGGUGGAGCCCGCCUCACCCGCCCCUGCCCAUGGCCUGCCACGUGCCAAGUCAGAGCUGACCCUAGCCCCCGGCCCAGCUCCACCCGUGGCCCACUCACCCCUGCACCGCUCAGUGUCUGACCUGCCCCUGCCCCUGCCUCAGCCUGCCCUGACCUCCCCUGGCUCACCUGAACCCCUGCCCAUCCUGUCCCUCAACGGUGGGGGCCCAGAGCUGGCUGGGGACUGGGGUGGGGCCGGGGAUGCUCCACUGUCCCCAGACCCACUGCUGCCCUCGCCGCCUGGCUCCCCCAAGGCAGCUCAACUCUCACCCAUCACCGAGGGGGCCUCAGAAAUGCCAGCAUCUUCUGGGCUCCCACCUCCCACCCCUGAUGCCCGGGUAGCCAUCUCUGCUGGGGGCCCACCUGACCACCUGCUCCCUCCUCUAGGCGCUCCACUACCCCCAGGCUGGGUGACAAUGGAGGGGGACUUUGUGCUUAUUUUGGCCAUCUCACCCAGUCACCUGGGGGCUGACCUAGUGGCAGCGCCCCACGCGCGCUUUGACGACGGCCUGGUGCACCUGUGCUGGGUGCGCGGUGGCAUCUCACGGGCGGCGCUCCUGCGCCUGUUUCUGGCCAUGGAGCGCGGUAGCCACUUCAGCCUGGGCUGUCCGCAGCUGGGCUACGCUGCGGCUCGUGCCUUCCGCCUUGAGCCGCUCACGCCCCGCGGCGUGCUCACGGUGGACGGGGAGCAGGUGGAGUAUGGGCCAUUGCAGGCGCAGGUGCAUCCCGGCCUCGGUACUCUGCUCACGGGUCCUUCAGGCUGCCCUGGGCGGGAGCCUUAACUCCAACCAAGCUUGGAACUCGCCCGGAGCGGGGCUUACAUUCCUGAGGGGGCGGAGCCUGAGCUAGGGGUCGUGGUGUGGCUGCUAGAGUCAGGGCGGAGGCUACAGUGGUCCUGCCUGGUCUCAGGAUUGCGCCCUACCCUAGGGGACCAGAGGUGAUGCUGGAGGAUGUCCCGAAUUCCGGGGGUUGGGGUCCUGACGGUCAUGGAGAAAUGGGCUCGCCCCAAGGGUAGUGCCUGAUCAACGAGGGCGGGUUCUCCAGACCCUCGAGAACGGCUCGUAGAAAGCCAGGACGGCUGAGGGCGGAGCCUGUCUUAACGCGUAGUCCAGUGACGUGACCUGGAAUGUACGGGCUGGGGAGGCCUUAGAUAACCGGCCCCGUCUACUCCGGUGUCUCCACCAAGCUGGCCAAUCAGCCCAGGAGGGGCAAGUUCCCCGGGCGGCGCUCCGAUUUGCACUAAUGUCCCUCCCCCCGUGGGUGGGGGCGGGGAAGUUCGUUUCCUCCGUCUUCUGUGCGUCCCCCAGCCCCAAUCUUCAAAGCAAUUGAAAAGGUCUAUGCAAUAAAGGUAGUGGCUUCAUUCCUCUCA
Messenger RNA from Orcinus orca (killer whale), 2977 nucleotides. It is a transcript of the gene SPHK2, whose product is annotated as sphingosine kinase 2. The coding region runs from base 423 to 2390 and encodes 655 amino acids. Gene Ontology annotation, biological process: positive regulation of apoptotic process; sphingosine biosynthetic process; sphinganine-1-phosphate biosynthetic process. The transcript is spliced from 8 exons. NCBI's taxonomy places the organism in Eukaryota, Metazoa, Chordata, Mammalia, Artiodactyla, Delphinidae. Gene Ontology annotation, cellular component: cytoplasm; membrane; intracellular membrane-bounded organelle. The record is from RefSeq and is a predicted model, not a curated record.